CACCAUUCCCACCCUCAUUUCCCCCCUUAUCAAAAAUUUCACUCCCUUAUAAAAAUCCAACUUCUCUCCCUUAAACAAAUUUCAUCUCCCUCCAAUAUUCAAAACACAAAACUUUAAAAUAAAAUCAUUCAACUACAAACACAUACAUAUAAAAAUUUAUAUAAUCAAAAUCAUUAAAAUACACAAAUCAUAUAUAUUAUAACUUUAAAAUAUUUAAAAAAUAUUAAAAAUUAUAAUUAUUCAUCUAAAAUAAAAUAUUAAAUUAAUAAAAACUACUCUCACACACACAUAAAUUAAAAUGACCAACACAUUACAACUCAACACAUUACAAAUAUAAAUAAAAAAAAACAUAACAUUACAUAAUUAAAACAAAACAUUAAACAUAUCUCAGUCAACAAAAACACAAAACACGUAACCCUAGCCCCCUUCUCCAAGCUCAUCUCUCUGGCCUCCCUGGCCUACCCGCAUCUCAUUCUCCGUGCUCACAGGCCAUCCAUCUUCUCAGAAACUUUACCCAUCCCAAUCUCACUGCUCUCUCACUAAUUGAAACUCAGAGGUCGGAGUUUGAAAAAUUCGGAGCUUAACUGAUGUUCAAAACUAUAGUUGAAGGUUCAAAAGAUCGAAAUUUUAAGUGGCAUUUACGAAAUGGUGUGGCGGACAUGAUGGAAAUGAAGUUCGUGUGUUGUCGAUGUCUGACACGGAAGCAAGGAAGAAUUUGUGAAGAUAAGUACCAGUUCGAGAGACUCCUAGGAGGAAUGCAUGGGAAAUAUGCGAUGGCAGAAUUUUCGAAGUCAGAUAGAGGGGAUGAGACAUAUACUGUUAGCUUUUCAGAAUUGAUUCAUGGACCUCAUUUCAGAGGUUCAAGUGAUUGGACUUUUGUGUAGAACUCCUCAAAAAGAUAACAGAAGUGAGUUACUUAGAUGAGUUGCUACAGGUGGUGGUGCAUUUAAAAGGGCUGGAUGGCACAAAAGUUCAUCUUCCAGGAACAAACUUAAACGACAUAGCUUUGAUCAUGUACUUUACAGGCUUUACAGGCUUUGAUUAUGUACUUUAUAUUUAGAUAAGAUUGAUGUGUAGUAGUUGAUUGACAUUGGAUUUGAUGGAUGUGUAGUCGGUGAAAUUGGAAUUUGAUGGAUGUAUGUACAAUUGGUUUAUAUAUGCAUUAAUAAGA
Messenger RNA from Daucus carota subsp. sativus, 1171 nucleotides. RefSeq names its product probable plastidic glucose transporter 2. Bases 588 to 884 code for a protein of 98 amino acids. The record is from RefSeq and is a predicted model, not a curated record. NCBI's taxonomy places the organism in Eukaryota, Viridiplantae, Streptophyta, Magnoliopsida, Apiales, Apiaceae. The transcript has 4 exons.